AGCAGCUCCAUGGCCAUGGCUUCCAGAGCCAUCUCUUUCUUUCCACAUCUCUCUAUCUCUCCACCUCGCCAUUCCUUCACUCCCAUUUACCUACCUUCUUCUCAUCGUUUCCUCACUUUCUCUCCCAGACCAAUAAUUCAAAUCCAAUGCGCCACCAAAGACAACAAGGAAGCAACACCACCCGCAUCAGCACCACCGACGCAGAGCUUCGAUCCCAAGAAAGGAGUGGCGCUUUACAAGCCUAAGUCAUACGAUGUUCUCGUAACGGAUGCCGCUAACUCUCUUGCUUAUGCUAUUCAAGAUGGCCAAACCCGUCUCGAGAUUGAUUUCCCGUACGUUUUCUAUCAUUCUCUUAAUUUAAGAUUUGUUUCUUUUUUGUUUGGGUUUUUGAGGCUUACAAAAACUUUUUCCCGGAUUCCCAUUUGCCCUUUAGUUAUCGAAAGCUAUCCCAUUUUUGCUGACUACGUAAUAAGUUCAAUGUGACAAACAGGCCGGUCC
Molecule: messenger RNA, 498 nt
Organism: Hibiscus syriacus
Lineage: Eukaryota; Viridiplantae; Streptophyta; Magnoliopsida; Malvales; Malvaceae
Exons: 1
Coding region: 10-483 (157 amino acids)
Source: RefSeq, a predicted model, not a curated record